ACUUCCGCCCCCGCGGCAAAGCAGGGAGGUCGGAGGACUGGAGAGGUGGGGACCCUGGGGAGGUGGCUGCUCGGAGUCUAGGUGACGGGGCGAGACGGGGCCGGUAGGUGGCGGGAGGGGCCGGGCCGGAGCCGGCGGGAGGGCCAGGCCCGGAGGCCCCCACCCUGGCGUGCCUGCCCCGGCCGCGGCUGAGGAGGAGGAGGAGGAGGAGGAGGAGGAGGAUGAUCUCCAGAUACACUCGGAAGGCGGUGCCACAGAGCUUGGAGCUGAAAGGAAUAACAAAACAUGCUCUUAACCAUCAUCCCCCUCCAGAGAAGCUGGAGGAAAUUUCCCCCACCAGUGACAGUCAUGAGAAAGACACAAGUUCCCAAAGCAAGUCUGACAUCACAAGAGAAUCAUCUUUUACAUCAGCCGACACUGGGAAUUCACUGUCUGCUUUUCCAAGUUAUACAGGCGCAGGGAUAUCUACUGAAGGAAGCUCGGACUUCUCCUGGGGAUAUGGUGAACUCGAUCAAAAUGCCACUGAAAAAGUCCAGACAAUGUUCACAGCCAUUGAUGAACUCUUGUAUGAGCAGAAGUUGAGUGUGCAUACCAAGAGUCUACAAGAAGAGUGCCAACAGUGGACAGCUAGCUUUCCUCACCUCAGGAUUCUAGGUAGGCAGAUAAUCACUCCAAGUGAAGGUUAUAGAUUGUAUCCUAGAUCCCCUUCUGCUGUUUCCGCUUCAUAUGAAACAACCUUGUCUCAAGAAAGAGAUUCUACUAUAUUUGGUAUAAGGGGAAAGAAGUUACAUUUUUCAUCUUCUUAUGCUCAUAAAGCAUCUUCCAUUGCCAAAUCCUCCAGCUUUUGUUCUAUGGAAAGAGAUGAGGAAGACUCUAUAAUCGUCUCAGAAGGAAUAAUUGAGGAAUACCUAGCAUUCGAUCACAUAGAUAUAGAAGAGGGAUUUCAUGGGAAGAAAUCAGAAGCAGCUACAGAGAAACAGAAAUUAGGGUAUCCUCCCAUUGCUCCAUUUUACUGCAUGAAAGAAGAUGUCCUUGCUUAUGUGUUUGACAGUGUAUGGUGCAAGGUUGUGAGCUGUAUGGAGCAGUUGACACGUAGUCACUGGGAAGGAUUUGCCUCUGCAUUAAACUAUCAAAAUGGUGCCAGCUAUGACCUUGUGACCACAGAGGAUGGGACCUCUCUUAGGGCUGGUGUCCUUGUAAGAAGAGGAAGGGACAGCGGAGAUCUCUUUCUAUUUACACGUGGAGAAAAGGCCAUGUGAGGACAGAGAAAGAAGGUGGCCACCGGAAAGCCAGGACAGCACCUUGAUCUUGGACUUCUGGCCUCCAGAACUGUGAGAAAAUAAAUGUCCAUUGUGUAAUCCACCCAAUCAGUGCUAUUUUGUUAUGGCAGCCCUAGCAGACUAGUACACCAUGCAAUGGAAUAUUAUUCAGCCACAAAGAGGAAUUAAGUACUGAUACAUGUUACAACAUGGAUGAACCUUGAAAAUAUGCUAAAUGAAAGAAGCCAAUCACAAAGCACCAUGUAUAUGGUAUGAUUCCAUUCAUAUGAAAUGUCCAGAAUAGGCAGAGCCAUAGAGACAGAGUUUAGUGGUUGCUGGGGGAUGGAUGAAGAGGGAAAUUGAGAGGUACCAUGUUUCUUUUCGGAGUGAUAGAAAUUUUUUGAAAUUACAUAGUGGUAAUGAUUGCACAACAUUGUGACUAUAUUAGAAACCACUGAACUGCAUACUUUAAAAUGGUUAAAAUGAUGAAUUUUAUGUUAUAUGAAUCUUAUUUUUAAAAAAAUUUUUAAAAUUCUUUCAGCCUGAAAAAUGUCCAUUAAUAUUUCUUGUAUGUGGGUCUGCUAGUGAUUAACUGUUUCUUUUGUAGAUAUGAAAAUUCCUUUAUUUUGCUUUCAUUUUUGCAAGAUAAUUUUAUGAACUAUGUGAAUAGUUUGCCUUCUAGUACUUUUAAAAUGCUGUCCAUUUCUUCUCGCUUGCAUUGUUUCUGAAAAGAAAUUUGUUGUCAUCCUUAUCUUUGUUCCUUGGUGCAUGUAUUUUUUUUUCCUGGCUGCUAAGAUUUUCUCUUUAUCACUGGUUUUGAACAAUUUGACUAUGAUGUGCCUUAAUGUAGUUUUCCCCAUGUUUCUUCUGCCUGGAGUUUGUUUAACUUCAUAGAUUUGUAGGUUUGUUUUCAUUGUUUGGAAAGCUUUCAGCCAUUAUUUCUUCAGAUUUUUUUUUCUGUCCCCCAUCAUCCGUCAGGACUUUGGUCACUCAUAAAUUAGUCCAUUUGAUCAUUGAUCCCUCAGGUAACUCAUGCUUUAAAAAAAUUUUUUUUGUAUUCUUUUUUUUCUGUGUGUAUUUCAUUCUGGGCAAUUGCUAUUGUUAUGCCAUCAGUGUUCAUUAUCUUUUCUUCUACAACGUUGAAUCUGCUCAUUUAGUGUAUUUCAUGUGAGAUAUUGUCAUUUUCAUCUCAAAGUAUGAUUUGAGAGAGACAUAUAUAUUUUCCAUGUCUCUAUUUGAUAUUUUGAAAAUGUGGAAUAAUUUGAAUAUCUGUGUUAAUUCUAGGUUGGUUUCAGUUGAUACUUCCUUCAUUAUGGCUUGUAUUUUCCUGCCUGGUGAUCUUUGAUUAGAUUUCAUACAUUGUGCAUUUUACCUUACUAAGGGAUGAAUUUCUUUUUAUUACUGCAUAUUUUCUUGAGCUUUGUUCUGAAAUGCAAUUAAGUUACUUGCAAACAGUUUGAUCCAUUCUGGUCUUUCUUUUAUGAUUUGUUAGGUCUGGAGCAAUGUUCAGUCUAGAGCUAAUUAUUACCCACCUAUGGAGGCAAGAUCUUAUUCUGCCCAGUGCUCCAUGAAUUGAGUUUUUCUGGUCUGGAGAGUGGGAACAGGCAGUAUUCCUUGUUCCACGUGAGCAGCAAGUACUGUUCCCUUCUUUCACUUUUUUUUUUCCUAGCCUCAGGUGGCUUCUUCUCAUAUGUGCACUGAUAGUACAUUUUGAAUGCUCAAAUGAUGCCCCACCCUCUGCAGAUAUCAUGGGUUCUCUUCCUAUUUCUCUUCUUUAAGAUACUCUGUUCUAUGAAUCCGAGCUGCCUUGGUCUCUGGACUCUCAACUCAGGGAGUCCACCAGGCUGUGCCUCAGUUCCCACUCUUUAUGCCAUAUCUUGGAAACUUUUUCAAGGCAAUUGCAGGUCCAGUCUCAUUUGUUUAUCAUCUCAGGGUUUACUGACUUUCAUUAUCUGAUAUACAGUGGUCUUGAAAGCCAUUGUUUCAUUGUUUUAGGAGAGUAAACCCAGUUCAUGUUACUCCAUCUUGGCUGGAAGCAGAAGUCCAACAUUUUUAAACUUUUUAUUGAAUCACAGCUUGCCAAGAGUAAAAGGGAAAAAAAAGUUUUUAUUGAAGUGUAAUAUACACAUAGAAAAUUACAAAGUAAAUUUACAUCAAGUAAGCUUGAGGAUUUUUUGUCUCUACAAAAAGUAAAAAUAAUUAGCCAGGGCGUGGUGGUGCAUGCCUGUAGUCCUAGCUACUCAGGGGACUAAAGCAGGAGGAUCCCUUAAUCCCAGGAGUUUGAGACUGCAGUGAGCUAUGACUGUGCUAAUAUACUUCAGCCUGGAUGACCGUGCAAGACCCUGUCUCUAAAAAGAAAAACAGUAUGCUUUUAUGACCAGCACCCAGAUCAAGAAUAUUGCCAGUACUCCAGAAGCCUUUCUCAUGCUUUCUUUCAGUCAGCUACUUAAUCCGUACCCCCACAAGAUAACCCCAUCCUGACUUCCAACAGCACAGAUUAAUUUUGCCUGUUUUAAAAUUUUGUAAGAAUGGAUUCAUAUAGUAUAUACCCUUAUGCAUCUGGCUUCUUUUAUUCAAUAUUAUAUUUGUUAAAUUCAGUUAUGUUUUGCUCGCAACAAGUUUAUUCCCAUUGCUUAUAGUGUUCCAUUGUAUGACUAUAUCACACCCUACUGUUGAUGGAUAUGUGGGUGGUUUGUCUAGAAUAUAAUACUAUUAUGAAUAUUUUUGUAUAUGUCUUUUGAUGAACUUAAGUACUAGACGCAUAAGGGUAGAAUUGCUAGGUCAGAGGAUAUGCUAUUCUAACUUCAGUGGAUAUGGCCAAAAAAAUUUUCAAAGUGGUUAUACCUACUUACAGCCUCUCCAGUAUUGUGUGAGAGUUCCAGUUGCUCCACAUUUGCCACACUUGAUGUGUGGUCUUUGUGGGUUUGUUUUAUUUUUAAGCCACUAUGUUGUAUGUGUGUUAGGUUUUUUUUUUUUUAAGCUUGUAUUAGAGAAUAGGACUAGCACUCUCUUUAAAAUGAACUAGUUUAUAUUAUAUGAGGUUAAUUUUUUUGAGACACAGGACAGGUGGUAAUUAAAAGUCCAGAGUCAUACCCAGACUCCCAUAAUAAUAAACCCUGGUAAUAAACAAAGGAACUCCUUCCAGUUUCAGUGUAUCAACCACCACGUACCAGAUAAAAUCUUAUUUCACCUUUCACAAUUUACCAGUGUUGGGCUGUGAAUUAAUAUUUUUAUUUUUCUGUGCAUUCAUAAAUUAAGAUUAUUUUAUUGUAUUGUAACUGUAAUUUUGAGACUAAAGUCUAAAAACAAGACAUCAUGAAAUGGAGCUGGAGGAUCUCUAAUUGGCAUUUAGUAGGUUGACUGAAAUACCUUAAAACAGGGGUCAGGAAACAACUGUCUAUGCAGAGGCUGGUGGUAAAGAUUUCAGUCUUUGACAACCAUCCAGUCUCUGUUGCAACUACUCAACUCUGCCCUUGUAGCAUGAAAGCAGCCAUAAAUAAGAUGUAAAUGAAUGAGCUUGGCUGUGUACACUAGUACAUACUCAGUACAUAUGUUCACCAAAAGAUAGGUGCAAGAAUGUUCAUAAAUAACUAGAAAACAUACAUCAGAAACUACCCACAUGUCCAUCAACAGUAGAAUGUGAUAUAUUCAUACAAUGGAAUACUAUACCACUAUGAGAAUAAACAAAUGAUUAUUACAACUUUUUUUUUUUUUUUUUUUUGAGACAGUCUCGCUCCGUGGCCCAGGCUGGAGUGCAGUGGUGUGAUCUCGGCUCACUGCAAGCUCCGCCUCCUGGGUUUAAGUGAUUCUCCUGCCUCAGCCUCCCGAGUAGCUGGGAUUACAAGUGCCUGCCACCACACCCAGCUAUUUUUUGUAUUUUUAGUAGAGAUGGGGUUUCACUAUGUUGGCCAGGCUGGUCUCGAACUCCUGACCUCAGGUGAUCUGCCCACCUCGGCCUCCCAAAGUGCUGGGAUCACAGGUGUGAGCCACCACACCCAGCCACACCGUUAUUUUGAAAAACAGGCAGUAGUAACAGGUAUGGGGUUUCUUUUUGGGGUGAUAAAAAGUUAUUGAACUAGAUAGAGGUAAGGGUUGCACAACAUCAUGAAUGUAACUAAUGCUGCUGAAUUGUAUACAGUCCUGUGUGGCAUAAUGACACUUUGGUCAAUGUUGGACCACAUAUAUGAUGGUCUCAUAAGAUUAUAAUGGAGCUGAAAAACUCCUAUCACCUAAUGCCAUUGUAGUUGUCGUAAAGUCAAAGCACAACUCAUUACUGAUGUGUUUGUGGUGAUGCUGGUAUAAACAAACCUACUGCACUGCCAGUCAUAUAAAAAUACAGCAUAAACAAUUAUGUACAGUACAUAUACUUCAUAAUAAACGAUUAUGUUACUGGUUUAUGUA
Homo sapiens (human) is the source of this 5660-nucleotide messenger RNA. It is a transcript of the gene FAM149B1, whose product is annotated as family with sequence similarity 149 member B1. The transcript is spliced from 9 exons. Gene Ontology annotation, cellular component: cilium. The coding region runs from base 222 to 1259 and encodes 345 amino acids. Lineage: Eukaryota; Metazoa; Chordata; Mammalia; Primates; Hominidae. The record is from RefSeq and is a predicted model, not a curated record.